UGUUGCGAGCCACCUCGUCGCCUCUCUGCUGCUGAAAACUGCUCUCGUGUUCCUUGUGCACUGCACUCUGCACACACCCACCACGCGAGCAAAACCCUCUUUCUCCCAUUCUCCGCCCCUCACCGCGGCGAACUUGCGAUCGAGGGAGGAAUCCACCAAAUGGGUCACGUGGAGAGGCAGCCAGCGAACCCUAGUAGGCUCGCCCCCACCUCCCACCCGGCGCGGGCGCGGGCGCCGCCCCCGCCUCCGACGACGCCGGCUGCGCGCCGCCCCGGCACGCCACGGAAGGCUGCGCAGGGCACAGUUUGUGCAACAUGUGUUUGCGGUUCAGGAAAUAACGCCUGCUGUCAGUGCAAGCAACACUCAAGAUCCAGACAUGACCAAAUGCACCACGGUGAUGAGGCAACAUCCACAACCAAGGGAAUUGUAGAACCAGACUCUCAAGAUAAGCUCAAGAUGGCUAGAUUUUCUGGUGGUACAUAUUCAAAACCUGAUGGAAGAGUGAAGCUGAUUCCUGCAGAAGAAAUUACCUAUUCACAGCAUCGGAAACCAUAUGGUAGAACUGUUGGGUCAGCUGGGUCACAGAAAAAACAUUGCAGACGAAGUGUCACACCACCUCCAAGUUCACGUAGAGUAUCUCUUCUGGGAUCCAGAUCGCUCGCUCAAAAUCCUAUGCCAUCAGUGUCAUCCUAUGACUCUUGUUUACCCCAUAAGAGGCUUCAGACAGCUGAAAAUAGGGACCCAUGUGCUGGGGGGCACAUAAGUAGCUCUGUCACUCACUGCAUUUCUUCUUUGAAGAACCUUGCAUCACCAUGUAGCAAAUCCUCACAGCCUUUGAGUACUAAUUUGAAUACUGAUGCUAUUCCUAGAAAUCUAGACAGAAUGGUCAGUACACAAGCACUUGCCAGGAGCUCCAGUUCAAGUAUUUUGCAUUCUCAAGGCCAGAACAGUGAGAAGGUGUCCCCUAGUUUGCCAAAAGAGGUAGUGGCAAAUCCUAUGUCUCCUAGUCCCAAGCAAAUUGGUGCUCCACAUCCAAGUGACAAUCCUCUUGUUACAAAGGCAGGAACCUCUAAGAGUGUGUGCACACCUGAGAGUGGAAAGUUGUGCAGUAGAGACAUCAAUUUAACUACAACAAGUACUACAGUUCCUGUCUUGCAAGCUCCUAUUGUGGAGCCUGCAUUGCUAAGUCCAACAUCUGUGCUUAGUGAAAGGAAAGUUGAGGUUUAUCCUGAUACAAGAACUGCUGCUCCCAUCAUACAGGAACGUAGUGUGAAGCCUGUGUUGCUGACCCCAAUACCUGUGCACCGUGAAUCUUCCACAGAGUGCCAAAAGGUUCCUCCAAAACACAACGCGCAGUCCAUUCCUUCUGCGCAACAUGGUGCAGCGUCGCAAGAAAGAAACUCAGGGUCAUCAAUUAGCCAUGGCAGAUCUUCAGAAUCUCGUCAUAACAUGGAUAUUCUGGAAACAGGUCCAUCAUUAAUCUUGCAUAUGAAGCUGCACAACAAACAUUAUCAAUCAGAAGCCUGCUGGAAGGGCAACUUUCAUGUUACUGAAGGACUGAUACAUACUUGUGAUGGAAUUGAAGCUCAUUUCCCUUUAGAAAUUUCUGUUGGAGUUUAUAAAGCUUCAAACCAAAUGCCUGAAAUUUUAAAUCUAGAGGCUGUACCUCUUUCCCAGCUGUGGCCAAAAAAAUUCAAGAUGGUACCCCCCGACAGUGAGGAUAUUGGACUAUGGUUUAUGAGCAGUCACCAAAGACCACACCGGAGUUUUGAUCAGCUUCUUGAAAAAGUUUGUUCACAUGGCCUUGGCCUGUUCACCAAAAUUGGUGAUACUGAAUUGGCAGUGUUUUCAUCGAAGUUGCUUACACCACAAGAUCAGAGAAAAAAUGGCAAAUUAUAUUUUUGGGGUGUUUUUGGGAAGCGUAUCAGGAAGAAGACAUGUCAGAAGCGUAUCAGGAAGAAGACAUGUCAGCCAAACAGUCAUAUAAAAAAUGCGGAGAUUGGCAAUCCCAGUCAACCAAAUGACUCAUGUAACAAAUAUGAGGAGGUAGGCAUGAAAUUGGAUGUGACAAAAGGCAAAGAAAAAGAGAGGGCUGAAGCUGAUAUUGGCAUGACAUUGGGUGCAAAUGGAGGCAAUCCAACAGAUGUCACAGGAAAUAGAGAGACAGUUAGGGACAAUUAUGAGGGUGUUGCCAAGGUAUUGGAUUUAACAGGAGGCGAGGAUUCUGAUAGGGUCAAUGACUGCAUGGCGGUGCUUGGAACUCUUGAUUCAAACCCUGCAUCCAGUUGCUCAGUUCCUGCUGCUUCUUUUCUUGACAGAUGUCGCCAUCAUGACUCUGCGAAAAAUAGCACUUCUAUCUUAGAAGAUUCUGCAUGUCAGCCUGCUGACAGAUCUUUGGUUAGCCCAGACCUCAUGCUGGACAUACCUCCUGAAUUUUCUCCUGUACCUCCUGGCUUCACAAAAGCUCACUCUCAGCUUCAGAUCGGAACUGCUGCUCUGUCUUGUGCUAAUGUGCCUUCCAGUCUAAUUUUGGACAUUCCUCCAGGAUUUCCUACAGACAUUCCUCCAGGCUUUACUGAAGCUCAUCGCGGACUCCCUCCUGCAAUUUCACCUGCUGGACCAGCUUGUGUUUCGACCCCUGGGACUCAAAAGAAGCCCUUCAUUAGGUUCUCUCUUAAUGUCCCAAGGCCUGUUAAAAUGGGAGUUCCAUUUGGAUUUACUCCACUACAUGCAGUGAAGAAAGAGCCUGGGCUGACUGCUGUCGAGGAGACCACACAUAAGCCCACACUAUAUUCUUUGGCAGCUGCUGCAUCUGCAGUGGUAAAGCCUGGGAAAGGAGAUGAAAUGAAAAUCGUAGACAGUGAGGUAAAAAUUGAAGAUGAAAAUUCAGAGGAGCGAGAGUUUCCAAAGAUCAGGCGGCUUUCGGACCUGUACCGUGGGCCUUCACCUUCAGACAGCAGUGAAAUUUCCAGGCCUAUGCCUGCACGGUUGCCCAACAAGUUUCUGGAGCAGACACCCGUGAAACAGAUGCAUCAGAGAAAGAGUUUGUGUCAAGCAUCUCGGGGGCCUUCUCCUGCAGAAACCGCCAUAAAAAAGUCGAACGUGAAUGGUCGAAUUGCCUUGAACAAAGGCGCAGGUCACGGGAAUGGUGAGGCGAGAUGCGUCUGUGCAUCCAUCGGAGGUCGGGCGGCGAUGCCUACAAAAGGAGGGCCGUUUGCAGCAUCGGCAGGUGGUCAUCUCGAUAACGAGAGCAUCUCCUGUAGGUGCAUUGUAUGUGGUGAAGAGUUCCCCGCACAGUGA
Molecule: messenger RNA, 3300 nt
Organism: Sorghum bicolor (sorghum)
Lineage: Eukaryota; Viridiplantae; Streptophyta; Magnoliopsida; Poales; Poaceae
Exons: 10
Coding region: 160-3300 (1046 amino acids)
Source: RefSeq, a predicted model, not a curated record